This is a messenger RNA of Lepidothrix coronata (blue-crowned manakin), 672 nucleotides long. RefSeq names its product dolichyl-phosphate mannosyltransferase subunit 2, regulatory (gene DPM2). The transcript has 4 exons. Bases 85 to 339 code for a protein of 84 amino acids. The record is from RefSeq and is a predicted model, not a curated record. NCBI's taxonomy places the organism in Eukaryota, Metazoa, Chordata, Aves, Passeriformes, Pipridae. Gene Ontology annotation, biological process: GPI anchor biosynthetic process. Gene Ontology annotation, cellular component: endoplasmic reticulum membrane; dolichol-phosphate-mannose synthase complex. Gene Ontology annotation, molecular function: enzyme regulator activity.
CGGGACGGGCGGGGCUGUCGGACCGCGCGCUGAUUGGUGGGCGCUCCGGAAGGGGCGGUGCCGGCGAGGAGCGGCCGGGGCGCCAUGGCCACAGCGACGGACCAGCUGGUUGGGUUCGGUUUGGUCGCCUUCAGCCUCAUCCUGUUUGUUUACUACACCCUCUGGAUCAUCGUGCUGCCCUUCAUCGACAACAACCAUGGGAUCCACCAGUACUUCCUGCCCCGGGAAUACGCAGUUAUCAUCCCCGUGGUGGCUGGGCUGCUGCUGGUGCUAUUUAUAGGUGUUUUUAUAGUGAUCGUGAUGUGGAAGAGCAGGAAAGCUGCCAAGAAAUCAGACUGAAGGCCCGGCUGAGAUGAGGAGAAGGUGCCCACCCUGUGGCAUCGUAGCCAGGAAAAGACUUUUCCCGCAGCUCUGGGCAGACGCCUCCUCCAGGGCACCCAAGCUGCUCCCACGUUCUUUCCAGCAGAGACUAAACCACCUGUAGUUUACAACUUACUGACCAAAGGGAAGCAGGACUCAUCCAAAGCUCAUCAAGAGAGGGACCAGAGCCCUGCUGAGGGACCUGCUCCACAGCUGGGGCUGCCCUGCCCAGCCUCUGGACACUCCUUCCCCUCUGCUCUGGCCCUGCCCAGUAGUUUGUUCCUUCUCAGAUUUUUUAAACGUUUACAUACA